Molecule: messenger RNA, 4044 nt
Organism: Polychytrium aggregatum
Lineage: Eukaryota; Fungi; Chytridiomycota; Chytridiomycetes; Polychytriales
Exons: 9
Coding region: 57-3857 (1266 amino acids)
Source: RefSeq, a predicted model, not a curated record
GUCUCCUCUGUCCCGGUCUGGUCUGGUCCAGCGAUUCCUCUUGCCCCUGUUCGCUCAUGGACCGCGAAUCUCGGCAUCUGCAGCUGCGUGUCCAUGGCUCAGACCCAAACAAGAUGCAUCUCGCCCUGCAGCCAGCCCAACCCCAACCCACAAUCCCAGGCGACGCUCGCGGCUCCGUGCAAACCCACCCGGCCAUGUCUGCUCAUUCAUGGCUGAUACCCCAGAACCCGUUCACGGACAGACCGUCUCUGGCGAACCACUUGGCGCUGCCCACUUUCCUAUGGCGGCCUGAGGUGCAAUUCGCCAGCCUGCUGCACCACUCCUCGUUUCCGUGUCCCGGUUGCUCUCUCAGCCACCCAUACAUCCCCAUCGGCGCCUCGGCAAGCCCUGAUGACAGCGACAAGCCUCGGAAACACACCCCUCAGCUCAUCCAGGCCGGCCCAUGGGAGAGAGAUGGGAGAAUCGUUUACACCAGACAAGGCCCUGUGCGUUUCAUAGCAUGGUGGCGACAAUGUCUCGAAUGCCGGAUCAUGAUUCCCAACGUCUCGGAACCCUACUUGUCGCAUUUGCCACCGAUCAUUCAAGCGCAGCUGCCCUUCGUACUGACAAAGCAUGGCGGCUAUGAGCUGGAGCUCUUGCACCAAGUAUUCAGCAGAGUGUCCCAAGGCGACCUGCCAGCCAUCGAACGAGAAGCUAGAACCCUGCAUGACGAUGUUGUUCGCUUGCGAGAGAAACAGGUCGCGCAGUAUCGACAGCAUGUGGACCUGUUCAAUCGGCUCUAUGACAACCAAGGCGUUCACGAUAUUUCGGGCGAUGCUUCGAGCAUCGAAAGCAUGCUGGACAUCCCCUCACUUUCACGGCUGGUCCAAGAGCUCCAAAUGCUCCACACUUGUCGGGGUGCCUCUCAGUCAAAUCCUGGGCUAAGAUUUACCUGGCGGGUGCCUGCUCCCGAAAACGGGCUCGUGUGGCCACGACCGGUGGAUUCGUCGGACUAUAGACUAGAGACACAUCAUGCGACGAACAAGCCCUACAGAAACUCUGUCGCAGAUGCAGUGAAGGAGUCAAAGCCAUCGAUUGCGGUAGCUGACCCAAUUCAGCCCACUAACCUGUCCUUCACUGCACUCCCUGCAAGCCCAGUCCCUGUCCAACCGAUGGACUCAGCCGCUGCCGAGAAUAAUCGCCCGACAUCAUCAAGGCUAGCUGCACCGCCUGAUGCGUCCCUAUCAAACCUCUCCACCGCACCAAGUCCGUCGCGGAGGCGGAGUGGCCGUGGAAAGCAACACCGACCCACGGAAGGCACUCGCGAGCAAUCUGCCCAGCGGGAGCAUCCAAUCCUCUCGGCUCCUCAGCAUGCGCCUGCCGAGAAUCUGCCCUACCCUGAACCGUCAAUUUUGGCACAAAGCCCUCGUCUCUCAGUCUUCUCGUCAGCGCCAUCUUCACCGCUGAUUCCAUUCGAUGUAGCUGCAUCUCCGACACCACUGCGGGCCACUCCCCAAGCGCUCGUGUCCGCAGACAUUGUUUCAUCAGGCGUGUCCACAAUAUCCAGCUCCUCCAGCUUCGACGACGCCGAUGCCUCCAAAGCCAAUGCCCAUACAGCCCCAGUCACGACUGCUGCGGAAGCGUCACUCACCCCACGAGACUCACGGCCAGGUGCAAAGGCUCCGCUAAACAGAGCUAUCGGCCAUGCUGUGCAAGGGCGAAAGCCAAUCCAGAUCCUACCAAAGCCAACAUCGUCACCAAGCUCGAGUCCACUAUCAAGCCCCCAUAUCCAACCUGUGCCCGUCGCCGUGCUCGGAUCGAUGCCGACCGGCCGUCCGAUUGCCCCUGGGACCACCUUGUCGUCAGCCGAGCCGCAAAAGGCCAGGUCCUCGCAGUCCGCCAAAAAGUCCUCAAGAAAGCCAGGCGACAAGCAAGCUCAGAUCAUGCCCAAGCCGGCAUUUCUCCUCCCGUUGGCCCCUGGCUCUCCACAUAGCCCUCAGAACCUAAAGUCCACUCGAUCAAUCGGUCACCCGUCCGCAGCACUUCCGAUGCGCACCUCGCUCUUCGACAAUCUGGGAGGCCCACCAAGUCGGGGCGAGACGGCUUUUCAAGUAGGCUAUCGCCAGUCUAUCACGAUCCCGAAUAGCCCUGGCCAAUCUUCGAUCGACUACUUUGCCCCCGCCAUGCACUCUCUACCCGGUGCAAGGCCGUCCUGCGCGCCUGCAGCCAGCGGUAGUCAUGCCGUACAGAGUACGAGCCAGCCCCUCCCCCUUGCGCCUCGAAUCGAAUCUCGGCCAUUCGAUACUCAAGAGACCCGAAAUGCAACGAACACACCUCUGUUCAGCCAACAGAACCACCGGACCCACGGUGCCGAUGGCCAGGGUAGCCUAGUGUCGCAUUCCUCGCGAACAACCGAGCGGCCGGAUCGAUUUGAGCCGUCGUCCAAUACGCGUGAGGCGCUGAUGGCUGUCCGUGAGCCUGACUUGAGCAUUGACCACUCGGGAUCCUCAAUCAAUCUCAGCCUCCCAAAGCAGGAGCCAUCCCUUGCUGCACAAACUUCAACCUUGCAUGCCAUUCCACAGAAUCCGGACCUGGCCUCAGUUGGCCGUCAUUGGUCGGGGUAUAGGUCCGAAGGAACUUGGCCAGAUUCGAAAUCAACCGGAUCGGGGCUCGAGACUCCGCCCGACACACCCUGUCCAGCGCACGACGAAGCAACCAACAAGCCGCCGCAAUCGGAUCUGGGCUGCAGCUCUGCGACAACCACACCAAACCCGGUACACGAAACCGCUCAACCGAGCCACAAGUCUUCCACAAUGGCCACUGUCCCGCCAUGCCAACCGCCGAACAGCACGAGCAGGUCUCUGGAGCGCGAGGUUGCCGAGUCACUGAUCCAUCUGGCCUCUGUCAAUGUUCGCACCAAACAUAACUCCGAUAUGCCGUCAGGAACUCUGCAGCCUGCCCAGGCCAACGUCACUGCAGCACCGCCUCAUCAGCGACUGCGUGCGGAUGAGCCUGGAGCAAGCUCCCUCGAAUGGCGGAGGCCGUACACCGACCCAUGUUCGAGCUCGCCUGCACCCUAUGGCGCUCAUUCCCAGUUCCCGGAGAAGCCGUUCGACCCGUCGUUGCGAUCCAAUGACCAACGCUCAAAAGCCCUCCCCAAGACCACCGCGACUGAGCAACAGCCGACAACAAUAUCCCGGAGCAAGGAAUGGUACUCCGAGUACACUGUCCAUGCUGGCUACUCCGGGCUGCCCUUUCAUCCACCCAUCGACUCAUCAAACCCAAACGGCAAUAGGGCCUCGGCUGAGAUGUUCUAUCGAUACCCCGUCGGCAGAGAGUCCGUGAUUCAGAAGGUGCAGCCCGUCUCAAGCGAUCAAAGAUCAUCCACAGAGCUGGCGACUCAGUCAAGGAAAGCUGUCUCGCUGCGCUCCGUCGAUGACAAGGUGCCGUUUGCUCACAAUAGCGCCAUUGUGGCCCAGCAAGCAUCUCCAGGACGGGCCCGUGACGCGAAUUCCAUCGAUCUCCAAGUGGCGACUCCGCGGUAUUCAGCCUUGGGAUUGCGACCGGCGCCAAAUCAUGGACUCAAGCACGAGGAUAGAGCUGUGGCACCAGAUAGCCCCCGAGAAAAUAGCAAGAUGGAAUCAAUUCCCCCGAACACAGUCGCCGGUAGUGGCAGUACCCGAUGGCUGGACGAAAGCAGACCACCAGGCAAUGAAGCUGCGCUGCUUGACCGUCUCUCCGAGUCGCCCUUUCCAAAACCAGGUCCGGCGGCUGGUCGACAGAGCCUUGGCGAGCUCUCGCCAGGGUCGAAGCGACGUCUGUCUCCGGUGGCUUCGACGCCGCCGAAGAAGUGCCGAUUGAUUUCAUCGUCGGACUAGCACGACAGCGAAAGACUCUCGCUUUACGAAUGUGCCCUCUGCGAUGAGCAUGCUCAUGUACGUUGAUGCAUAGAUCCCCAAGAACGCGUCGUUCAAUCCACCCCCAUGUACAUAGGAUCUCUGUUCGUUUAUAAGGUCGGGCAGAAUGAAAGAGUGGAUGAACCCAUGAAUAGCCAAUCCGCCGACA